GCGUCAGGUGAAGCUAAUAUCCGUAACGCUGCAGAGCGAAGGAAACACAGUUAUAAAAGUCGAGACUUAAAACCAAUAAACUUCACACUCUGUGCUGGCUGCUCCUCCUGGAGGUUUCAGGGGGAUGGAGCAGCGCGGAGGUGCAGGCAGGGGAACGCAGAGCCCCAGCCUUCGGGACAGCGCCAGCCCAGAGGACAGGGGGGAGAGCCCUGCCUCCAGCGGCCCCCCGACAUGCAAGAUGAGCCGCCUAGAGGUCAACGGCAGCCCAGCAGCUCCACGGACCAGACAGAACGGCACGCCGCUGAGACCACUGGGAGGUUUGAUGAUCCCGGUCUACUGUGUGGUGGAGCAUGCAGAUGUGGGCGUAGCCGGUGACUGUGAGGGGCACGGCGACCGUCACGCUGAGUUUGUGUUGGUUCAUAAGGAUGUCCUCUUCACGCAGCUGGUCGAGACGGCACUGGCCGCUCUGGGAUACUCACACAACUCAGCUGUGCAGGCAAGUGGCAUCAUCAAAGUGGGCCAGUGGAAGCCGAUGCCCAUCCACUACCUGACAGACGCUCCAGAGGCCACAGUGGCCGACAUGCUGCUGGACGUUUACCACAUGGUCACACUGCGGAUCCUGCUGCACAGCUAUGCGCGGCUUGAGGAGCUGCCAUCAGAGCAGUGGACCCACGCCACAGUGAGGAAGGCCCUCAAAGAGCUGCUCAGAGACAGCAACCAGAGCGCGCUGGCCAAGGAGUGUCCCCUCUCCCAGAGUAUGAUCUCAGCGAUACUGAACAGUUCCUACUACAUCAACGUCUCCACCUCUAAAUGCCAGGAGUUUGGACGUUGGUACAAGAGGUACAAGCGCAUCAAAGGUGAAUACAUUGACAAGAUGUGGUCAGCACAGGACAAAUCAGAUAUUAAAGUGGAGAGGGAUUUGGACCUGAGCGUCCUCAGCCAGCGUCCUCCCUCUCUCUUACCCUCCCCCAACCAUUUGGGCGGCCCUGGAGCUCUGUCCAUUAAGAGUGGCCUCAGUGACUCUCAAACCUCCACCCAGCCCCUCUGUCUGCCUCACCUCGCCAGCCAGCAACACCCCGGUGCCCCGCUGCGUCCCCAGGGUCCACCUUUCCUGGGCCACAGCGGGCUCCUGUCCCCCCAGCUCUCCCCUCAGCUCGUCCGUCAGCAGCUCACCAUGGCCCACCUCAUCAACCAGCAGCUAGCCGUCAGCCGCCUGCUCGCACACCAGCACCCACAGGGAAUCAACCAGCAGUUUCUCCACCACCCGCCCAUCUCCCGGAUCUGCAAGGGCCCCGGGGGCGGCACUGAGUCCGGCCUCAACUGCUCAGGGGCCGAAGUCUCCUUCGGCAUUUACCAGCAAGUGAGGAACGAGCUGAAGAGGGCCAGCAUUUCUCAGGCGGUGUUCGCCCGUGUGGCGUUUAACCGCACACAGGGCCUGCUCUCAGAGAUCCUUCGUAAGGAGGAGGAUCCUCGCUCGGCCUCACAGUCGCUGCUGGUCAACCUGAAGGCCAUGCAGAACUUCCUCAUUCUGCCAGAGGGCGAGCGAGACCGCAUCUACCAGGAAGAGAGAGAGAGGAGCGCCAACUCCAACCACAACCUCGCCACCAACCACAUCCCUAACACCAACACACACAGACUCCCACAGACAAAGUGCAGCAUGUCUGCUCCAGAGCUGCCGUUGAAGCUGGACUCGCUGGUGAACAUCUCGUCAGGCAUCUAUGAUGAGAUCCAACAGGAGAUGAAGAGAGCGAAGGUCUCCCAGGCUCUGUUCGCCAAGGUGGCUGCCAAUAAAAGUCAGGGCUGGCUGUGUGAGCUGCUCAGGUGGAAAGAGAGCCCGAGCCCAGACAACCGCACACUGUGGGAGAACCUGUGCACCAUCAGGAGGUUCCUGGCGUUAUCGCAGGCCGAUAGAGAUCAGGUCUACGAAGAGGAGUCGAGGCAGCAGCACAGCGAGCGGCUCCACACCGUCCUGCACAUCCCAGACCAGCAGGUGCUCCACAGACAGCCCCUGCCACCUCUCACCACUCCAUCUCCCAUCCAUGAAGAGCCACAGCCCAUCCCGUUACUGGUCUUGCAUGGCUCAGAAGACGGGCCGCAGCGUGUGAUGAGCCCCGUCCUUGGAGGGGGAGGACCAAAGAAGGCCCGCUCACGGACGCGGAUUUCCCUUGAGGCUCUGGGAACCCUGCAGAGCUUCAUCGGCGACGUGGGACUCUACCCCGACCAGGAGGCCAUCCACACCCUGUCCGCCCAGCUGGAUCUACCCAAGCACACCAUCGUCAAGUUCUUCCAGAAUCAGCGCUACAACGUCAAGCACCACAACCAGGUCAGAGAGCCCGUCCCCGGGGAGGACGACCGGGAGAGCUCCAGUCCCAGCGAGGGGGGCGUCUGCACGGCGGAGAGUCGAAGGGAGGAGAGUCGAGGGGAGGAGGGUCUCUCUGCGUCUGAGGAGUCGAGCGAGGACGGGAGAGGAUCGGUGGAGGUGUUCAGAACAGAGGGAGGAGACGGAGGAGAAGAAAGAGAUGUGGAAAUGGAGACGGAGAAGGAAGAAGGGGAUGAUGGGAAAGCCUCAGGGCCAGCGACUUCCUCCCUGUCCCCCUACAGCAGCCUGGACAGCCCCCACUCUGCAGAGCAGCAGAGAUAACAGCAGAGAAACAUUAAGGACACCAUCAAACUGUGAAGGCCACACACAGACGACCUGUGAAUAAACACACACACUUUCAUCACCUUUACCAGAGCUGGUGAUCAGAGCUCGUUAAUAUCUGAAGAACUGUGGAAAGAAAUAUUUAAAUUUAAGGUUUGAGUGAAAGAGGAUCGAAGGUACGACCACUGCCUUCAGAUACUUCCUGUAUUUUUAGUUUGAUGCUGCCCGUAGACGAGAUUUGGUAUUGAUAUUUGAUCGUCACUAAAUGCUGAAACACAGUUUUGAGUUGGGUUACCUGUUCUUUAAAGUGGCAUCUCCAGAACACCUCUCUAGGCUUUAAAGCUGACGUAUCUCAAACUCCUCCUGCAGCACAAUCCUCUUCUCAAAGUUCUGUCUAAGUAUUACUAGGUACGCAGCUUCUUCUAAAAUCUAAAUGCAAUAGUGCACCAUGGAGGUUGCGUAUUAGCUAUAAUGAUGAAACUGAUCAUGUGCAUGGACAGAGGAGAAGUUGAUAAUGCAGCACGAGUGAUUUGAGACGUUUUGGAUCUUCAGACAACUUUUGAAGCUCACAAGGAUUCAUGUUUAUUUAUGUACGUUUUUUGUUUCUGAUGUUUUCAGGUUAAGUUUUUGAUGCUCUUCAGAUAAAGCGAGGGAGGUUUACGUGCACACGUAAUUGAGUUUUUGAGAAGAAAUGCCGCAAGUAUUAGAUUCAGUCUCUCUUUUAAAGUCAACCUUGAGGAACAUUUGAGUCCCGCUGUGACUCACAAGCUCCACGGAUGCUAUAAAAUGAACAAACCUGCCAACUUUACAAACUCAGCGCACUAAAGUUUCUGAGUAAAAUCCUCCUAAACCUCACAGGAGUUAAUUUCCUGGUAUUAGAAAUCAACACUUUGGGAAGCUGAAGUCGUGGGAACACUUUGCUCAUAUUGUCUGUCAGUGAGAUCCAAUCGUAUUGGGACCCAGAACAAACACACUGACAGUAGCAGUCGUACCUCAUGAGUCGGGCUUUCACGUGUGGGGGGGGGCCUGCAGGGCAAUAACACUUCACCUCCACCCAAACUGAAGCAAAUGUCUUUAUUCAAUAAAUAAAUCUGCUUCAUCAACUGAGCUCUUUGUGAAACUCCAGCCUUUACUGACAGUGAGUCAGUUCCACACUACCCUCCUAUUAAUAUUUAUUACUAACUUUAUAUUAACUAAAAUCUGAGUAUUAUUGUUGUAAUUAGAGUUUUGUUAUUAUUUUCUUUGAUGUGACUGAAGGUCUGUGUAAAUGUGACUAGAAAGAGGACGAGCAAAUCUGAAGAACUCAGUGUUACAGCUUUACGUUUUUAUGAUUCUUUAUUCACGGUUUCUAAAACAGACUGGAAGAGAAAUGAUCCGACAUGAAACACUUUUGUUUUUUUAGUGGACAUUUAUGUAUAUUAAAUCUUGUCAUCAUAUGUGGGACGCAACCACUGUCACUGACACUGUUUAGUGUAACUUGUGCCACAAAGGAACAGGGUAUGGAAACACGUUAACAUUUCAGUUUGACAAUCAUCUCUCCCGGAUGGAGCACAAAACGUUUCUGAUUUGUUCCACUUUGAUGUUUAAACAUUGUUCUUUGAUUCUGUUGUGGGCAGGACAUGACAUCUGAUAAAACUU
This is a messenger RNA of Cottoperca gobio, 4279 nucleotides long. RefSeq names its product DNA-binding protein SATB2-like. Gene Ontology annotation, molecular function: RNA polymerase II cis-regulatory region sequence-specific DNA binding; DNA-binding transcription factor activity, RNA polymerase II-specific. Bases 125 to 2641 code for a protein of 838 amino acids. The record is from RefSeq and is a predicted model, not a curated record. The transcript has 12 exons. Gene Ontology annotation, biological process: regulation of transcription by RNA polymerase II; chromatin remodeling. NCBI's taxonomy places the organism in Eukaryota, Metazoa, Chordata, Actinopteri, Perciformes, Bovichtidae.